Messenger RNA from Trichophyton rubrum CBS 118892, 747 nucleotides. RefSeq lists its product as uncharacterized. The coding region runs from base 1 to 747 and encodes 248 amino acids. The record is from RefSeq and is a predicted model, not a curated record. NCBI's taxonomy places the organism in Eukaryota, Fungi, Ascomycota, Eurotiomycetes, Onygenales, Arthrodermataceae. The transcript is spliced from 2 exons.
AUGGUUCUUACAGCUGAAUUCAGGGUUCAAUACCUUGUCUAUAUGGGUUACAUUGACAAUGCAUUUUCAAUCCCCCCUGGUCUACAUCUCAGCUGGCAUCUACAAAAAUAUAACUGUAAACGGAGACCCUUUGAAUAUAAAAGGCCCUUACUAUCCUUCACCAAGCAAGCUUCUAUCUACUCAUCAUCAUCACCAUUAUCAUCAAUAUCAGAAACCCUAUCGCUUCAGAUCUACAGCUUCACUGCAAUCUCUCCUGUUAUCACCACCAAAAUGGGCUACCCAACCAACGCCGAAAUCAAGUCUCUCUUGGAAUCUCAAUUCCACUCCAAACUCCAAAAGUCCGACCUCACCGAUGACUCUGAAAGCCUCUUCCAGUUCGGACAUUUGGACGAGCUCUUCUCCGAUGAUGUUGAAGUUCACAUUUCCGGCCACGAGUUUCACUUGAAUGGAAAGCACCGCGGUCUUGAUGCCUUCAAGGAGCACCUUCAGUCCGAUGACAUGCCAUCCUUGAACUCCAUUAUUGAUGUCAACAAGCCGAUUAAGGGCAGUGUUUUGCAUGUCAUUGGCGGCGAAAAAGACGAAUGGAAGGCUGCUGUUCUCCACAGCACUGCAACCACCCAGAACAACACCCCAUGGAAUCACGAGAUGGCUGUUCUCAUGCGCUUCAACCACGAUGGGAAGAUCACUGAAUUAAGGGCCUAUGCGGAUACCCAGCACGUCCACCAGCACAUCGAGGCCCAUAAGUAA